This is a messenger RNA of Chinchilla lanigera (long-tailed chinchilla), 4514 nucleotides long. It is a transcript of the gene Ercc6l, whose product is annotated as excision repair cross-complementation group 6-like. The coding region runs from base 359 to 4087 and encodes 1242 amino acids. The record is from RefSeq and is a predicted model, not a curated record. The transcript is spliced from 2 exons. Gene Ontology annotation, molecular function: ATP binding; ATP-dependent chromatin remodeler activity; protein binding. NCBI's taxonomy places the organism in Eukaryota, Metazoa, Chordata, Mammalia, Rodentia, Chinchillidae.
UUUACAACACAUCAGGCAGUCUCCUCCAUUCACAGGAUAGCACGGGCACGCACAGACGCACUCUCACACUCAGCAAUUCGCCGAAGCAUUUGAGGUGCAUUAAAAUACAAAAGGUCACACGAUGACGCAGUACACUCCGCGCCGCUGGAGGGCUCCCGAUUGCCCCUCGGCGUCAGUGCGCGUAGGCGCAGGCGCACGACCUUCAUGGGCGGGGCUUUGUGUGCUACGGGGCUGCAGAUUGGCUGGUUUCGAGGCUAACGGUUGGCCCUGACUCCGCGCUUGCGCUUGAUUCUGCGCGGGUCAGGAGCGAGCGAAAUUCGAGCUCCUGCCGAGGUACCGGGAAUCGAAACCGAGGGUCAUGGAGACGUACCGAGGUUUGUCGGAAGCUGAGACCUUGAACACAGAGCAGGCUGCUCGUUAUAUGAGAUACGUGAAAGAAGCCAAAGAAGCAACUAAGAAUGGAGAUCUGGAGGAAGCGCUUAAGCUUUUCAAUUUGGCAAAGGACAUUUUUCCCAAUGAAAAGCUGAUGAGCAGAAUCCAAAAACUACAGGAAGCUUUGGAGGAAUUGGAAGAACAUGAAGAUGAUGAUGAAUUUAUAGAUGUGUGCAACUCUGGCCUGCUGCUUUAUCGAGAACUGUACAACCAACUAUUUGAGCACCAGAAGGAAGGCGUGGCUUUCCUCUACAGUUUGUACAGGGAUGGAAGGAAAGGAGGUAUCUUGGCAGAUGACAUGGGACUGGGGAAGACUGUUCAGAUCAUUGCUUUCCUUUCUGGUAUGUUUGAUGCUUCACUUGUGAAUCAUGUGCUGUUAAUCAUGCCAACGAAUCUCAUCAGCAUGUGGGUAAAGGAAUUUGCCAAGUGGACUCCAGGAAUGAGAGUCAAAACCUUUCAUGGCCCUAGCAAGGAUGAACGUACGAGAAGCCUCAACCGGGUUCAGCAAAGGAAUGGUGUUGUUAUCACUACAUACCAAAUGUUAAUCAACAAUUGGCAGCAGCUUGCCAGCUGUAGUGGCCAAGCAUUUGUGUGGGACUAUGUCAUCCUUGAUGAAGCACAUAAAAUAAAGAGCUCAUCUACUAAGUCGGCAAUAUGUGCCCGUGCUGUUCCUGCAAGCAAUCGCCUCCUCCUUACAGGAACCCCAAUCCAGAAUAAUUUACAAGAACUAUGGUCCCUAUUUGAUUUUGCUUGCCACGGGUCCCUGCUAGGGACAUUAAAAACUUUUAAAACGGAGUAUGAAAAUCCUAUUGUUAGAGCAAGAGAGAAGGAUGCCACUCCAGGGGAAAAAGCCUUGGGACUUAAAAUGUCUGAAAACUUAAUGGAAAUCAUAAAACCCUAUUUUCUUAGGAGGACUAAAGAAGUAGUACAGAAGAGAAAGUCAAACAUCCCAGAAGUCAGACCCACUGAAGAGAAUUCAGGUGGUGAUGCCAUCUGCGAAAUGCCCUCUCUUUCUAGGAAAAAUGAUUUAAUCAUUUGGAUACGUCUUGUACCUUUACAAGAAGAAAUAUACAGGAAAUUUGUAUCUUUAGAUCACAUCAAGGAGUUGUUACUGGAGACACGCUCACCUUUGGCUGAGCUAGGAGUCUUAAAGAAGCUGUGUGAUCACCCUAGGCUGCUGUCCACACGGGCUUGUCAUUUGCUGCAUCUAAAGACUGCUAAAAUCUCUGCUCAGGAUGGAAAUGAGGACGAUUCCUCAGAUAUGGAUGACAUUUCUCAUGUAACUGAUGAUACAUUGACGGAAGAAUCUGGAAAGAUGAUAUUCUUAAUGGCCCUGCUGAAGAGACUGCGAGAUGAAGGGCAUCAAACUCUGGUAUUUUCUCAAUCAAGACAAAUUCUAAACAUCAUUGAACAACUCUUAAGGAAUAAGCAUUUUAAGAUAUUGCGAAUUGAUGGCACAGUUACUCAUCUUUUGGAACGAGAAAAAAGAAUUAAUUUAUUCCAGCAAAAUAAAGAUUACUCUGUUUUUCUGCUUACCACUCAAGUAGGUGGUGUUGGCUUAACAUUAACUGCAGCAACUAGAGUGGUUAUUUUUGACCCUAGCUGGAACCCCGCAACUGAUGCUCAAGCUGUAGAUAGAGUUUACCGAAUUGGACAAAAACAAAAUGUUGUGGUUUAUAGGCUAAUCACUUGUGGGACUGUAGAAGAAAAAAUAUAUAGAAGACAGGUUUUCAAGGGCUCAUUAAUUAGACAAACUACUGGUGAUAAGAAGAACCCAUUCCGCUAUUUCAAUAAACAAGAGUUAAGGGAGCUCUUUACGAUUGAGGAUCUCCAGAACUCUGCAACUCAGUUGCAGCUCCAGUCUCUGCAUGCUGCUCAGAGGAGAUCUGAUAAGACCCUCGAUGAACACAUUACCUACCUACACUCUCUGGGAAUAGCUGGAAUCUCAGACCAUGACUUGAUAUAUACACAUGAUCUGUCCAUUAAAGAAGAGCUUGAUGUCAUAGAAGAAUCUCAGUAUAUUCAACAGAGAGUUCAGAAAGCUCAAUUCCUUGUUGAAUUUGAGUCUCAAAAUACAGUGGAAAAACAAAGAACUGGAAAUGAGGGGGCCUGGCCGUUAGCGCCUCUGUUUUCUUCUCAAACAAAAAAGAAAUGCCCUGAAUUGAAGAAACCACAACGUUGGCCUUCAUCUCUUAUAACUACUCAUCCUACCCAGGAAGAAGCUCUCAGUUUUCAAAUGGCAAAUGUAAAUAUCGAUGAUCAAGACCUCUCCAGUGUACAUACGCAUACGACCAUGCUGCAAGAUGGUACACGCUCCUGUGAAAAUGCAUUUCAUACCGACUCCGUAGCUACUUUACCCAGGGAGUUUGGGAGUAUGGAAGAAAUUUGGACUGCCUCAUUACAGGAAACUGCAAAAAGCUUUGCAACUGAAAACAAAGCUCUGCAGGAGUCAUUACAAGAAGAGUCUGAGCAAGAGGCACAGCAGGAGAAUCCCCUGGGAAGUUUUGAUUAUUUAGCUAGCCAAUCAGUCAGAGAUGAUCGCGCACCAAGUCUAGAUCUACAGGAUGAUGAGGACUUAUAUCACUGCGAUCCAUGGCCCACCAAUCCCAUAACAAAUGAAAGUCAAGCCAUAAAAUUAAAUGUAUCUGUUAUUGAAGUAUCUGAUGAAUCGCCGGCAUCCCAUAGUGUCCUGCAGGACGCCCAAACAAAUGAAGCCAAGUCAGCCGGGGAACCGUUAGCAUCUUCACUUCAGUAUGCGUGUGACUUCAAUCUUUGCCUGGAAGACUCUGAAGGCAAUACACAAAAUCUCUCCACUCAGUCUUUGGAGUGUGUUGAGAAAGAAAAUAACUUGUGUGGCUCUGCGGCUAGUUCUAGGGCAGAGUCUGUGCACAGCAAAGCAUGUCUCAGUUUGGAUUCUUCUAAGAAAGACAAAGACCCAGAAGAAGUGGUAGUUGGUGUUAAAAGCAGAAGCAAAGCUAGGAGGAUUGUUUCAGAUGAUGAAGAUGAGGAUGAUUCUAUUAAAGAUACCUCAAGCACAAGUCCAUUCCAUACGUCUCUCUUUCAGUUCUCAUCAGAGAAACAGUUUGAUGCUUCUACUCCCAAAGAUGACAUUUUACCUGGAAGAUUCUUUUCACCUAAAAUACCUGAUAGUGUAAAUAAGUCUAUAAACCCGAGGAGAUCUCUAGCUUCUAGAAGGUCUCUGAUUAAUGUGGUUUUAGACCAUGUGGAGGAUAUGGAGGAAAGACUUGACAGCAGCAGCAAGGCAGAGGGCACUGAAGAUGAUCUGGAGGAAGGAGCAGAAGACAGCAGUGACAGAGCUUCAGAGAACACAGGAGACCCUUCUGGAGAAAGGCUGUCUUCAGAAAAUAAGUCUGUUGGGCUAACUACGUCUAAGCCACCAAGCUUUAACCUGCAGACUUCUCCUGGUGCCCCUGACCCUUUGUCUGCUGGCCCCAUGCUUGAUUCUCCCCAGGAUAAGUCAGUGGAGGCUGCAGAUGACUAUGAGACUCUCAUAACUCGAGGCAGAGAACUGAAAGAGUGUGGAAAAAUACAGGAGGCCUUAAACUGCCUGGUUAAAGCGCUUGACAUAAAAAGUUCGGAUCCUGAAGUCAUGCUAAUGACUUUGAGUUUGUAUAAGCAACUUAGCAACACUUGAAAAUGUUGUCAUCUAUUUGUUGUGGUUUUACGGGGAUUUUAUUCAUAUUUUUGAGAUAGAGUCCUGCUGUAGCCCAGACUGGCCAUGAACUCACAAACCUCUUGAUUUAGUCUCCCGAGUGCUGGCAUUCCGGGUGUGCACCAUGCCCGUCUGUUUAUUGCAUUUUUAAAGUGGAACUGAAGACGAGUCCAUUUUUGUUUCCUUAUUUGUGUUCUUUGGCGGCAUGAAGCAUUUGUGCUUAAGCAAGAAAACUCUCAUAAAGCAAGUUCUGCCUCUGCCUUCUAGCUCCUAUUCCCCCUCCACCAAUACAUGGUUUUCUGGGCAUCAGGUCAAUAUUUCUUCACUUGAAUAUUUCUGGGUAUUUUUUUUUUAGGCAUACUGUGGGGUUUUUUGUUUUGUUUUUUGUGGUACUAGGGCUUAAACUCAU